Messenger RNA from Paraphaeosphaeria sporulosa, 306 nucleotides. RefSeq lists its product as uncharacterized. Bases 1 to 306 code for a protein of 101 amino acids. The transcript has 2 exons. NCBI's taxonomy places the organism in Eukaryota, Fungi, Ascomycota, Dothideomycetes, Pleosporales, Didymosphaeriaceae. The record is from RefSeq and is a predicted model, not a curated record.
AUGCCCUCCACCAAAGUUACUCUCCUGAUGCUUGCCGCAAUCGUCGCAGGUGCUGAUCCAUUUAUGGUCACCAGCACCACUAUUUUGCCCGCUUCUGUGGUCUCUUCCGAUGCUGCCAUCGUUCAAGCCCCGGCCUCUUCGAAUACUUCAUCCGUCCAGCCGACGACGGCUCCCUCAGCCAGUUCUGGAGCGACGUCGUCACAGAGUGCUACUAUAUCUGGUACUAAGGGCGCUGCAGCGCCUUCUAAUGUCCCAUUCGGCGCCGUCUUUGGUCUAGGCCUACCAGUCGUGCUCGGGAUGCUCUGA